This is a messenger RNA of Trifolium pratense (red clover), 2630 nucleotides long. Its product is annotated as calcium homeostasis endoplasmic reticulum protein. The record is from RefSeq and is a predicted model, not a curated record. The transcript is spliced from 4 exons. Gene Ontology annotation, cellular component: perinuclear region of cytoplasm. Gene Ontology annotation, biological process: RNA processing; intracellular calcium ion homeostasis. NCBI's taxonomy places the organism in Eukaryota, Viridiplantae, Streptophyta, Magnoliopsida, Fabales, Fabaceae. Gene Ontology annotation, molecular function: RNA binding. Bases 255 to 2339 code for a protein of 694 amino acids.
AGAAGGAAAAAAAUAUGGUUUGUGAUUUUUUUAAUUAUUUUUUUAAGUCUUGUGAUUAAAACCUAGAACAACAAAGCAGCAACUUCGCAACUUCACAAAUCAAUCAAUCAAGUAAAACAAAUUGGAUUUGUAGAAUUACCGAACUCAACUGCCCGGAAAACGCUGCCGGAGUUGCUCAUCGACCGCCAGAAACAGGUGCAUUAUCAAAGAGCAUUGUUGAGGGGUAUUGUGACGGCAUAUUGUUAGACAGGAUUAUGGAACGUCCAAAUCAUGAUUAUGCAGCUGCGUCUGCUAUGGCAUAUGCUCAGCAACAACGACCGGCUGCUAAUAUGCAGCAACAGCAGCAGUUUGGAUUUCAUCCUCAACAUCAACAGUUUCCUUCGGCAAUGCACGCCCCACCUUUUAUACCCCCAGGUCCCGGUGCUGCACACCCCUCUAUGCAGCAGUUUCCAUUUCAUCAUGCAAUGCAGCAGCAACAGCAACUUCAGCAGUUGCACCAUCAUGGUCCUCCUCCACCUCAUCUUCUUCUCCAGCAACAGCAGCAGCACCAAGCACCGCCUGCGUUCCCUUCUCAUUAUCCUCCUCAUCUUGCUCCAUCACCGUUUUUUGACUCUGCUCCACCCCCAGUUGCUCCUCCUUCUGAUCCUGAGCUUCACAAGAGAAUUGACAAACUUGUUGAGUAUGCGGUGAAAAAUGGGCCUGAAUUUGAAGCCAUGAUUUGUGAAAAGCAACGAGAUAAUCCUUCUUAUAGUUUUCUCUUUGGCGGGGAGGGCAAUGCUUACUACCGUUUUAAGCUUUGGUUAUCAUCUCGACCCCCGAAUGGUCCAUUCAACCAACCAUUUCCACCGUCUUCCAUGUCAAUGAUCCAUCCCUCACCAAAUCCAAUGAUGAGCCCAUCUCUUAGUGGUCCUCCACUGAAUCCAGCUGGAAUUGGAUCUUCACCUUCAUUGCUAGGCCCGCCUCCUUUCCCACAGUUCUAUGAUCAACAACACCUCCAUCAACAUCCUCAGUCUUUUGGGCUUCAUGGUCGACCUGAGUAUGAUCAGUCAUCUAAGUCUUUCAAAGGGCUCUCUGGACCACUUCCAUCUGAUGUUGCAAUGGAACUGAGUAAUGUUCUUAACAGUUUGAAUGGUACAAAAGAAUCCAUUAAAGGUGCCAAACUUUGGUUCAUGCAGAGAGCUCCAUUUGCACCAGCUCUAACUGAGACUCUUCGAGAUAGGGUAUUUGCAUUGGAUGACGUUGAGAGACAGUUACAUAUAAUAUACCUUGCAAACGACAUUCUUUUUGACAGCUUAAAUCGGAGGACCAGCGUUCAUGACCUGGACAAUGAGGCCCUUGCGUUUAAACCUGUUUUAGGCGCUAUGCUCGCAAGAAUUUAUCAUAAUCCACAAAGUAAUGAAGAAUAUAGGAAAAGAUUGCAGCAGAUGGUGGAGUUCUGGGCUUCUAAAGAGGUAUAUGAUCAAGAGACUAUAUCUUUAAUGAAGGGUGAGAUGAUUGGUGGGCCACAGACAAAUUCUUUUCCUGCAAUAGCAAAGGACUUAUCCUCUGCUUCAGCAGAUUCAGGUGCAGGAAUACUUCAGACUCCAAGCCAUCUUAUCCCGCAGUGGCAAACUGAUAGAAUAAGCUCCGGUUCAAUUGUCUUAGAUCAAGAUCGUCCUGAUAAACUUAUGGGGCAAUCCAUGGCAGCUCAGCAAUUUCUUUCAAAUUCUGCUCCUCCCAGUGUCUUUCCAGGGUCCAUGAGUAUACCAUCUUCUGUUCAACCAACUAAUCAACCUCCUGGAGCACAUUUAUUGCCUCCUCCAUCUUCCGGAACAGGCGAACAAUUACCUCCGUAUCCACUGUUCCCGCCUGGCCUCAUUCCUGGAAUGGUUAGAAAGAUGCAGAUUGGUAGUGGUGUCCCUUAUUCUCCUAUGAGCCCUUUGGAUAUCCCAACUAUGAUACCACCGUCAACUGUACCACCAUCAGAAAUUCUUCAAAGAGUGUCCAAAUUUUUUAAAGAAAUUGGAGAGGUAAAUCCUUCUGAGGGUCCUAUGAAUUCUGAAUCAAGAGAUGAAGAUGAUGAAUACGAUGGAGAAUAUGAGAGAGAAUCUCAAGUGCGAAAGGGAGGUGCUUGCAUACCUCCACCCCCAAACUUGCAGCAGAUUGAUCCAGAGACAGGGACCUAUGCCGACGGGAGUGUAGAUCGGAAGCCAGGAUCAAGUGGCUCGGGAAGGUUGGGACUUGGCGCCACGGCGGAUCCAAAUGAGGUGAGUCAGUAUGAUGAUGUAUAUUCAUCUUACAGGAAGCAAAGAAGCACAAAUUAUCAUACAUCAAUGAGUGCUAGAGCAACAGUGAAAUGAAAACACCUGUAAUUAACGUCUCUUAACAAGUUUCACAUUGUUGAGUCAUUUGGGUGUUAGACUAGGUCUGUUAGCCUUGUCUUUGUUGAUGUUUCUUUGAAACUGGUAUGUUUUUACUUAUGAUCCAAUGUUUUUUGAUAUGGAUGAUUGUAUGCAUCUUUCUUUGAUGGAAAAGGCAGACUCCACAAACAUGAAAGCACACUUGGUGGUGAUGGGAUAAAGUAAAAAAACAAAAAGAUACUUUGAAAUUUUUCCAAAUUCAACACCAAACUAACAUUAGUUUGAUCUACA